AUGACUGUCGGCAGGGUGAGAUUUCUACAUCCACAAUCCAGGGAUUUUGCACGAGAGUUGGUGAGUAAGAACUUCAUUCUAGCAAACAAUCUUACUUUUGGGGCUAGUGUCAUGAGUACAAUCUUCAAGGGGUCACUCGAGGUUGUUAACUCCACCAUGACCAGCUUAGAGCCAUUUAGUUUGAACCCAUCCGUCAGCAAUGCUUCGCUUCCCUAUGACACAGCAGCCACAACUACUGAGGGUGUAUUGAUAGCGGACAUCCAAGUCCCGAACCAAAACUGGAUUUUCCUGUUCCUGUUAUUGGUGAUCUUUGUUUCCGUGGUCGGGAACCUCUUGGUAUGUCUCGCUAUUAUGACAGAGAGGGCGCUUCACAGCGCGACGAACUACUUCCUGUUCUCCAUGGCCAUUGCUGACCUCAUGGUGGCACUGUUGGUGAUGCCGAUAGGUUUAGUCAAGUAUUUAUUUGGGGUGUGGCUUUUGGGACCAACGAUGUGUAACAUCUGGGUAUCUCUAGACGUCUUAUGUUGCACCUCAUCUAUAAUGCACAUCUGCACCAUCUCAUUGGAUCGAUACCUUGCCAUCUGUAACCCCUUCACAACGCAAUAUCGAUCACGCUUCCAAACGCCGGGAAAGAUUAUCAUCGUUUGGUUGAUCAGUAUCGCGCUAUGCAGCCCCAUCUUUGUUCUCGGGUUCGUGUCAACGUCUGAGGUCUUAAACCUGGAGAUUUGCAUCAUGACCAAUCGGCUCUUCGCGAUUUAUGGAUCGAUUAUCGCGUUCUUUAUCCCGCUCGUUAUUGUGAUUGUCUCGUACGGGAGAACAGCGUACAUUCUGAACAAAAAGGCCCGAGCGUUCGGUUCAAGUAACAUGAGUAGGAAUCCUUCGGAUCCGUCGCGGGGAGAUACGAGCCCUCAUCGCUCGUCCAUUUUCUCCAAGGCUGUGAUAUGUUACCAACAAUGCACGGAUACCAAUGGCAACAAUGCAACUGACUCAUGCACGUCUGAUAUAUAUGAAAAGAUAGUGAAUGAAGAGUUGCAACUCAAUAUGAUGAACAACAGAAUGUUGAAUCUUAAGGCUGAUACAUUGACUCUUGACGGCAGUCCCAGGAUUCUACGCUCUCCCAGCAACUUGGAGAGGCCAGGACUCGAGAUGCGACGGUCAACGUCUGGGAUGUCAGGUAAAGGCUAUCGGGCAAAGAUCAACACCGAGCGACGAGCUAGUAAGGUCCUCGGUCUUGUCUUUGUGGUGUUUCUAAUCGGAUGGACUCCGUUCUUCAUAACCAACUUCUUUUCCGCCAUGUGUAGCUCGUGUGAUAUUGACCCGACUUACUUCUCCAUCUUUGAAUGGUUGGGGUGGGCCUCGAGUAUGGUCAACCCGUUCAUCUACACAAUCUUCAAUAAGACGUUUCAAAGGACUUUCUGGAAGCUUAUCACGUGUCGAUGGCUCAUUAAGAAGAAGCAUCGUCAUCAGAAACUCAACAGAGCAAGUACAAUUAUUGAGAUCAAACAAACUAACAAUGGUGUAUAACAAUGGUGUCUAAAUGUGCAAUGGGACGUGUGUGUAGCAUUUCAACCUCAUUCCCAGUGGUGUAGAACCUCACCACGCUUUAUCAUAACCCCUGGAAAUGUGACAUUGAAAUAUCCAAAUACUGUUUAUUAGAUAUUCUAAUGAUGCUCGUGGUUGAUUCAUUCUACGCACACAUUCACGAUGGUCACAGACUCUUUCUCCCAAGAAGAAGCAAGAAGCAACUGGUCCACUCUCAUUCUUCUUUGAUCUUGUUAUAUGCCUAUGCUGUUUUAAGUUUAGGGUGACCGUGUAAAAACAUGAUUCAUUUGAAAUGGAUUGCAUCUAAUUACUUGCUUUUUGACAUGUUCGCUCAAAAGUGUUAUCGAAUGUGCAUCACUUUUGGUUAGCCAAAUCCGCAUUGUUUUUCAGCACUUCCCUUCCAGGGGUUAUUGACAAGAGGCAUUAAUAUGGCGCGCUGCCCAUGGCAACGAGGCUAAUUUCAUAAACUUUUUAUCAAGAGCAAAUUAUUAAAAUUACAGUAUGUAAUAAACAAAAUGUGAAGUGUGUGUUAUAAGAAACUGUUACAAAAUGUUUUAAUUAUUAUUUUCACGAAAAGUGUUGUGUUGACGAUAUUUUGUACCUGGGUAUUCCAGAUGGGAGUGCAAUUUAUUUACUGAUUAAACAAAACAUAACUUCUCCUUCAGUGCCUGGGGUUAGGGGAGAUGUUUGUAAGCAGGAUUUAAAUUGGGGUAAAAAUUUACCAGACCUCACUCAGGAUAUGCCAGACCAAAUUUACCAGACCUCAUUUUCGGUACCUAUUAUGGAGAACAAGUACAAAACAAAAAUGGGAAAAAGGGCUCCAAUGGAAAUUUUGUACAAAG
Asterias rubens (European starfish) is the source of this 2384-nucleotide messenger RNA. RefSeq names its product 5-hydroxytryptamine receptor 2C-like. Gene Ontology annotation, cellular component: membrane. Gene Ontology annotation, molecular function: G protein-coupled receptor activity; dopamine neurotransmitter receptor activity, coupled via Gi/Go. Gene Ontology annotation, biological process: adenylate cyclase-activating adrenergic receptor signaling pathway. The record is from RefSeq and is a predicted model, not a curated record. The transcript has 3 exons. NCBI's taxonomy places the organism in Eukaryota, Metazoa, Echinodermata, Asteroidea, Forcipulatida, Asteriidae. Bases 1 to 1524 code for a protein of 507 amino acids.